AUGGCUAAACGUUCAAAUGAGACACUUCGAAAAUCAAACUCCACAAGCGGUGGAUCGCUCACAAAUUUGUUCAAAUUGAACCGAAAGCGCUCCGCUGACGAUGUUGACGAAACCAGAUCUAAUUCAACGUCAUCGCAUUCCGAAACGUCCCCUAACGACCAGGAAUCGAGCGAAAACGAAGAGAAUCCGGGUCACAAAUCCAAGAAAAGACGGACACUGUCAACGGCUGAAGCUGAGGCUCAGGACGCCCGGGAACGUGAAUUGGAUGAAAAACUACCAGAAGAACUUCGUAAGUACCGCCCACGCGGGUUCGCACUCAAUCUGCCGCCUAAGGACAGACUGGUACGUGUGUAUGCAGAUGGAGUUUUCGAUUUGUUUCAUUUGGGCCACAUGAAGCAACUUGAACAAUGCAAAAAAUGCAUGCCAAACGUUGAGUUGAUUUGCGGUGUUCCUUCGGAUCGUGUCACGCAUAAAUUGAAGGGUCUCACGGUUCUGACGGACCAGCAGCGCUACGAAUCGUUGCGGCAUUGCAAAUGGGUCGACGAAGUGAUUGAGGAUGCACCUUGGUGUCUGACGACUGACUUCCUCGAGCAACACAACAUUGAUUACGUCGCGCACGACGAUUUGCCCUAUGCUGCAUCCGAUAGUGACGAUAUCUACCGUCCUGUUAAGGAAUUGGGCAAAUUUGUGGCCACACAGCGCACAGACGGCAUUUCCACCAGCGACAUCAUCACUCGGAUUAUUCGCGAUUACGACAAGUAUCUGAUGCGUAACUUUGCGCGGGGUGCGUCACGACGCGAUCUCAACGUGUCAUGGCUCAAGAAAAACGAAUUGGACUUCAAGAAGCACGUCCAAGAAUUCCGUUCUUACUUCAAAAAGAGUCACGACUCCAUCAACCACGCUUCAAAAGAUCUAUACGUUGAAGUACGCGAAAUGCUGCUGCGGAAGACCCUGGGUAAAAAAGUUUACGCCAAGCUAGCGGGCCAGAAUCCACCCCAAAAAUCCAUCAGAGGAUCCUCACCGGCUUCUGAAUUUGCCCGCACCUACGGUGAUCAAUCAAGCUACGGCGAACACUUCCAAGACGACGAAGAAAACGGCAGUGAAGACGGCGAGAAAGAAAGUCAAGAUCCUCACGACGACCAACAUUCAAAUUCUUCUUGA
Messenger RNA from Lachancea lanzarotensis, 1161 nucleotides. It is a transcript of the gene PCT1, whose product is annotated as LALA0S06e01024g1_1. Gene Ontology annotation, cellular component: nuclear envelope. The record is from RefSeq and is a predicted model, not a curated record. The transcript has a single exon. NCBI's taxonomy places the organism in Eukaryota, Fungi, Ascomycota, Saccharomycetes, Saccharomycetales, Saccharomycetaceae. The coding region runs from base 1 to 1161 and encodes 386 amino acids. Gene Ontology annotation, biological process: CDP-choline pathway. Gene Ontology annotation, molecular function: phosphatidylcholine binding; choline-phosphate cytidylyltransferase activity.